Protopterus annectens (West African lungfish) is the source of this 393-nucleotide messenger RNA. Its product is annotated as NLR family CARD domain-containing protein 4-like. The transcript has 3 exons. The record is from RefSeq and is a predicted model, not a curated record. Lineage: Eukaryota; Metazoa; Chordata; Ceratodontiformes; Protopteridae. The coding region runs from base 82 to 393 and encodes 103 amino acids. Gene Ontology annotation, biological process: defense response to bacterium; regulation of apoptotic process; detection of bacterium.
GUUUCCCCAGCAUUGCUCAUAGUCUCCAAGGCAAAUUGAUGUAUUUGAUUUACUAAAGUUUAUGCUGUAUAAAAGGACAUAAUGGACGUGGAAUCCAUUAGGAAAUUAUAUCCAGACCUAAUUAAGAAAAUGGGAAAAGCCACUGUCAACAAGAUUGUUGAUAUCCUGUUUGCAGAAGGUGUUCUUCAAAGUGAAGAAAUGCAUAUAAUUCAGAGUCAGCAGGUGGAAGAAGAUGCCGUCAGAAAUCUCCUUGGUUUAGUUAGGAAUAAAGGAUCAGUUGCUUGUGAGAAAUUUGGACUUGCUCUAGAGGAAAAUGAUCCUCAUCUUUAUGAUGACCUACAGAGCAGUUGUAUCACUGAUGCAGUAAAACUUUUAUCACUGGGAAGUAACUGA